UGUACAAUAAUUAUUUAUAUACAUAUCUAAAAAAUAGUCAAAUUAAGCAAAAUAGUUAAUUAAAUUGAUCAAUUUUAGAUUUAUCAUAUAUAUUAUAUUUAUUUUAUUUGAAAUAAUAAUGAAAACAGAAAUAAAUACAUGUGUUUUGAUUACAUAUUCGAAUAUUGUAACAAAAACAAAUAAUCAUAAUUAUAAAUAAUUAAUAUUAAUGAAUAAACGAAAUUUAAAAGUUUAAUAAUUAUAUAAAAAAUAUUUAUAGGAACUUUAUCAUAAAAUGUUGUCUUUAUUUAAAUGAUAUAUGGGAAUAUGGGGGCGGAAUCGGCAGUUUCGAUCCAUUUAUGUAGGAGUGUGGGAACAAGUGCAAAGUCGAAAUAGUACUUUCUUAAUAAUAAAAAAAAGAUUUUAUUAUAAUCUAAAUAGUACAAAAAUUUUAAUUAUUUAAAACAAAAACUUUUAAAACCGUAACCUUAAGUAAUAUACGCAAUGCAAUAUUAAAAAAUUUUAAAUUAUUGUUAUCAUAAUCUCUAGAGUGUAUAAUUUUUAAAUAUUAAAAAUUUAUUUUUAAAUAUUUAAUUAUUUUAUAAAAUAUUAAUUAUCUGUUAAUAUGAAUAUGAUUUCAUUGAACUUUGUCAUGUUAAAGAAACAUAUCCUUUUGCUUAUAUUUAUGCUGAGUCAAGUUAAUAGUGAAGAAGAUCAUUUAUAUAGUGUACAGUAUACUAAAGAUAAUUUUUCAACAGAAAUUCAAAAGAAAAAUCAUCUUGUCAUGUUUUAUGCACCUUGGUGUGGUCAUUGUCAAAGACUGGAACCUAUUUGGGAACAAUUAGCUAAAAUGUCAUAUAAUGAAGAUAGUAACGUAAAAAUUGCUAAAGUAGAUUGUACUACGGAUGGUAGUUUAUGUGCAGAACAUGAUGUUACUGGUUAUCCUACAUUGAAAUUCUUUAAAGCUGGAGAAGCUAAAGGUAUUAAAUUCAAAGGUACAAGAGACUUAAUAUCUUUAAUAUCCUUUCUUACUGAUCAUUUAGGUAUUACUUUUGGGAGUGAAAAUAUCAUACCAUCACCUCCUGAAGCAGUAAAUGGUUUAUUAGAAUUAACAGAAGAUAGUUUUGAUAAACAUGUGUCUAAUGGUUAUCAUUUUGUAAAAUUUUAUGCACCUUGGUGUGGCCAUUGUCAAAAAUUAGCUCCUACUUGGGAAGAAUUAGCUAAUAGUUUACGUAAUGAUAAUUAUGUUAGCAUUUCUAAAGUGGAUUGUACUCAGCAUCGUAGUGUUUGUGGACAAUUUGAUAUAAAAGGAUAUCCAACGCUGCUUUGGAUUGAAGAUGGAAAGAAGGUAGAUAAAUAUACUGGACAACGUACUCAUGAAGAGUUAAAAGCUUAUGUAUCAAAAAUGCUUGAAAAAGAAAAUGACCAAAUGGAUACUAAGACUGAUAAUUCAGAUAGUACAACUCAUGCUGUACUUAGUUUAACUGGUGAAAGUUUUAAACAUGGUAUUGAAAACGGUAUUUCGUUUGUUAAAUUUUUCGCACCUUGGUGUGGGCAUUGUAAACGUUUAGCGCCUAUUUGGAAAGAUCUGGGGAAGAAAUUUUUGACAAAUGAAAAUGUGAAAAUAGUCAAGGUAGAUUGUACUCUUGAUAUAAGUAAAGAAUUGUGUAAUGAACAAGAAGUAGAUGGUUUUCCAACAUUAUAUUUAUAUCGUGACGGACUUAAAGUUUCUGAAUAUAAUGGUGCUCGAAAUUUAGACGAUCUUUACGAAUUUAUAAUGACCUAUGUACAGCCACAUGAUGAAUUAUAAUUAUACUUAUUUUUCUUAUAAUUUAUCUAAUUUUAAAGCAAUACCAAUAAUUUAAUUUGGAUAUAAUUAAAUUUUGGAUAUAAUAGCGUAUAUUUAAUUUAAUUAUAUAUAAAUGUAAGAAAUAUCGCAUAAAAAUUCUCAAAUAUCCAAAUCAUAUAUUUUUUGUUUUUAUAUUUUAUAUAAAAAAUAUUUUUGUGUAAACGAAUCGUGUACUUCCAAGAUAUAUGUAUAAAAUUCGUGUUUGAUGUGCUUCAAUCAAGCAUUAAUCAUUAAAAAAUUUUGAAUACAAUAAUUUUGUAUAUAUUAUUAUUGUAUAUAUUAAAUAGUCGUAGGAUAAAAUGAGCGUAACCACUGUCCGCGUUCUUUAUCUAAGUAUAAUGUUUUACGUUUUACGAUUAUUUCUCGUUCAAGGUCGCUUCUUGCUUUUGUUAAACCUGCCAAAGUUUCUUCGGCCACUUUUAAUUCUGCUAGCAUAGCCGAUGUACGUUCAUUUAAUAAUUUCACCUCUUCUAAUAAACUGAAUGGAACAUGUUAAAAUAAAUAUGUUUUAUAUAAAAUCA
Molecule: messenger RNA, 2349 nt
Organism: Apis cerana (Asiatic honeybee)
Lineage: Eukaryota; Metazoa; Arthropoda; Insecta; Hymenoptera; Apidae
Gene: prtp
Product: thioredoxin domain-containing protein pretaporter
Biological process (GO): protein folding
Cellular component (GO): endoplasmic reticulum
Molecular function (GO): protein disulfide isomerase activity
Source: RefSeq, a predicted model, not a curated record